AUGACCAACGAUACAUUUGUCCAGCUCAAUCAGCUUGUUGACAAAUUCGGAACCGAAGACUUUGCCAUCCUCGGAUUCCCAAGCUCACAGUUCAAGAACCAGUGUCCAGGCGCAACCUUCCAACAGAUAUACAACUGUUUGAAGUACGUUACACCUGGCAGUGGUUUCGAGCCAAACUUCUUGAUGUUUGAGAAGUCUAAUGUGAACGGACCAGUCGAAACGAUCAAUCCAGUGUUUGCCUGGUUGAAGAGUGCCUGUGGCCCAUCGGGACCAACACUCUUUGACACGGUCUACGUCAGCUGGACACCUGUCAUGUACAAUGAUAUUGAGUGGAACUUUGCCAAGUUCCUCAUAUCCAAGACAGGCAAGAUCGUCAAGCGUUACUCGUCACAGACCUACCCAGUGUUCUUGACCGGUGACAUUGCCGAACUUCUUCUGGAGUAA
Acytostelium subglobosum LB1 is the source of this 444-nucleotide messenger RNA. RefSeq lists its product as hypothetical. Gene Ontology annotation, biological process: response to oxidative stress. The record is from RefSeq and is a predicted model, not a curated record. NCBI's taxonomy places the organism in Eukaryota, Evosea, Eumycetozoa, Acytosteliales, Acytosteliaceae. The coding region runs from base 1 to 444 and encodes 147 amino acids. Gene Ontology annotation, molecular function: glutathione peroxidase activity. The transcript is spliced from 2 exons.